Molecule: messenger RNA, 765 nt
Organism: Phytophthora sojae
Lineage: Eukaryota; Oomycota; Peronosporomycetes; Peronosporales; Peronosporaceae
Exons: 1
Source: RefSeq, a predicted model, not a curated record
AUGGACAAGUUCUUCAAGUCUCGCGAUAUUACCAUCUCUCCAGCGUUUUCGUGUAUUUGCUGGUUAAAGUCAGUCGCUGCGUUGCAAGGAGAUGGAGGACUCGGUCGUAAUACGAAGUUAACCUUGAAGCACGCGGCAGAUCUCACGACUAAAUUCGAUGUGACCGUGGCUAAGGGAGCAGUUCAGGCUGUUAACAAGCAGCUUCACUGCUUUUAUCAGUACUAUGCCACGGCUAUUCGAAGGUCGGGCCAGGAUUCCCAUCUAGCUCACACGAACCCGAUAGUGGCGGGCCUGAUGAUGCUGGAUCACCAUUUCGAGUACCUGGAUUUGGCAAGUGAACUGAUUGUGGUAACGUCGAAGUUGCAUUUCUUUGGGCAUCUCUACAACGCGCUGGUGGUCGAAGGGUUUCUCUCGAAGUUGCCGUUUGUUGAGGAAAUAUUGGAUAUUUACGAUAAAAUGAUUUUCACGCCUUCCAGAGCUGCAGCUACGCGUGGCGCUUACUACCGCACGUACCUAUUGAGUUCAUCCCUGAAAGCUACUGCACUAGAAGCAACAAUUCGAGGAGAUCGCACAGCCAAUGGGUCCGGCAAGAUGAAGCGAAGACCGGUGUUCUUUUUGAAGGAUGUGUCCAAGAUAUUUCGGCUAUUGACUAAGGGCGAUACGUCGUUUUUACGGGCUGGUUCGUCGAGGGAUUUGCUUACUAGCGCCGCCCGCAUUUGCUCAGAAGAACUGUUCGAGACCCGCGUAUUGUCUCGAGAUAUGCUG